AUGUCUCAGUAUAACAAAGAUGAUCAUGAUAUUGAUCAUGAGCAGCAACCUCAUCCUGGAAUGAUGAAUUAUGCAAACUAUGCAAAUCCAAAUAUGAAUUAUAGACCAGAAAUGAUUAAUCCAAUGAUAAAUAGGCAAGGACCACAACAUUUAAACCAACAACAAAAUCAAAACCAACAAAAUCAACAGCAAAAUUUUAGAGGACAAAAUCAAAAUAUGAUGGGUGGACAAAAUCAAAAUAAUAACAACAAUAAUAGUAGUAAUAUUAAUAAUAAUAGGGUUGGAAAUAAUAGUAAUAUCAAUGGGAUGCCAACUGGAGGUAAUAUGGCAACCAAUAUAAAUAAUAUGAAUAUGAUGAAUAAUAACAAUAAUACCAAUAAUAACAAUAAUGGAAGACCAAUAUCAUCUUCGAAUUCACAGCAGCCACCACCACCACCACAACAACAACAACAACCUCAACAACCAUUAUCAAGAUCAACACCAAAUACGCCAACAACAUCCAGCUCACCAAAUCUUCAAAAUAUACCAAGAAUGAAUGGUAAUGUAAAUAACGCACAACAAAACACACAACAACAACAACAAAGAGGAAAUAUUAAUAGCAAUGGACCAAUAAUACAAGGCAUGCAAAAUUAUCCUUAUAAUAGUAAUAACAAUAAUAAUAACAAUAUUAAUAAUAAUAAUAAUAAUAAUAAUAAUAAUAAUAAUAAUAUUUCUUCCACAUCACCUCUUCAAAAACAACAAGGAAAAGAUAAUAAUAAUAAUAAUAAUAAUAAUAAUAAUAUCAAUAAUAAUAACAAUAACAAUAAUAAUAAUAAUUUUGAUUUAAACAACGAUUUCCCCGUACUGAGCAGUACCUCAAAUAAAAAUGCUCAAUCAAAAAAUAAUAGUAAUAAUAAUAAUAAUAAUCAAAAUAAUAACACUAAUAAUAAUAAUAAUAAUAAUAGUAAUAAUAACAAUAAUAAUAAUAGUAAUAAUAAUAAUAGUAAUAAUACAUUUUCAUCAGAUGAAAAUUCACUUCACCAUCAUUUAGGUUAUGAUCAAGGUCACGAAGAAUAUCAAAGAAAAGAUUUUAAUAUUGUUGAUAAAGAUAAUGGAAAAUAUGGUUUAUUAGGUUUAUUAAGUGUAAUUAAAAAUACAGAUUUAGAUAUAAGUACCCUUUCCAUUGGUAUUGAUUUAACAGCGUUAGGUUUAAAUUUAAAUUCUCAAGGGGAAAUAUCAAAUUCAUUUGGAUCACCAUGGGUAGAUUAUUCAAUUUCGAGAAAACCUGAAUAUUAUAUCCCGUUGUGUUAUUCUACACCAAAUUUAGAAUCACCAACAUUCAAGAUGAACCUAUUCACAUAUGAAACACUAUUUUAUAUAUUUUAUUCAAUGCCAAAGGAUGUAUUACAAUUACAUGCAGCCAUCGAAUUGUAUGAUAGAGAUUGGAGAUAUCACAAAGAAGGAAAGAUAUGGUUAACUCGUGUUCAAGGUACUGAACCAAAUAUAACCUCAACCUUUGAGGUUGGUUCUUUCUUUUUCUUUGAUGUCACCAUUUGGGAAACCGUUAGAAGAGAUAACUUUUAUAUUCCACACGAUCUAUUGGAAACUAAAGAAGUUUUAAUUGCUUUAGUUAAUAAAGCUGAACAACAACAAGCUGCCGCUGCUGCUGCUGCCGCUGCUGUUCAACAACAACAACAACAACAACAACAACAGCAACAACAAAAUCAACAAUCAUCUCCAACCUCACCACAAAAUAAUUAA
Messenger RNA from Dictyostelium discoideum AX4, 1740 nucleotides. RefSeq names its product NOT2/NOT3/NOT5 family protein. The record is from RefSeq and is a predicted model, not a curated record. Gene Ontology annotation, biological process: regulation of DNA-templated transcription. The coding region runs from base 1 to 1740 and encodes 579 amino acids. Gene Ontology annotation, cellular component: CCR4-NOT core complex. Lineage: Eukaryota; Evosea; Eumycetozoa; Dictyosteliales; Dictyosteliaceae. The transcript has 4 exons.